Messenger RNA from Penicillium angulare, 1443 nucleotides. Its product is annotated as cytochrome P450. Bases 1 to 1443 code for a protein of 480 amino acids. Gene Ontology annotation, molecular function: oxidoreductase activity, acting on paired donors, with incorporation or reduction of molecular oxygen; iron ion binding; heme binding. Lineage: Eukaryota; Fungi; Ascomycota; Eurotiomycetes; Eurotiales; Aspergillaceae. The transcript is spliced from 3 exons. The record is from RefSeq and is a predicted model, not a curated record.
AUGUCCACUGUUCAGGGGACUUUGGUGAACAUCAUUUUCUGUUGUAUUAUCCUGCUAUUUUCUCGGUUUCUCUGGAAUUAUGUAUUUUCUCCUUUGAAAUCAUUUCCAGGCCCGGUCGCGGCUAGCUUCACCAAUCUAUGGCGUCUCCAAGAUGUAUUCAGCGGCCGAUGUCAUAUCACACAUCUCGACCUUCACCGCAAGCUAGGCUCUGUGGUCCGGAUGGGACCGAAUGUCUUGAGUUUGUCCGAUCCACAGAUGCUCAAUCAGGUGUAUACAUCCAGAAAGCCCUGGCUCAAGAGUGAUCUGUAUAAUGUGAACGAUGUUCUCCUUCCAGGUGGAAUUCGACUUAAAAAUCUCUUCUCGCAUCAGGAUGAGCAAUGGCAUUUGACCUACAUCCGCCCUGUUAAGGGUCUAUACAGUAUAGCCAAAAGUCAGGAUUUCGAGCCCGCAAUGGAUGUGACAAUUAACCUAUUUAUCGAAAAAAUGGAAGAGAGAUUCAUGAAGCCUGGCAAGGCCUGCGAUAUUGCUGACUAUAUAAGUUACCUCGCUUGGGAUUUAAUGAGUCAGGUCACUUUUUCCAAAGAUCUGGGAAUGUUGGAAACCGGGUGCGACACACACAAAUUGAUGGAAACUUCAAAUAAAACUUUGGACUACUUUGCAUCGAUCUCCCAAAUCCCCAAAUUGGAUCGUUUGUUCGACAAGAACCCCUUUAUUCGUCUUGGGCCUCCAAGCUUUGAGUGGGCUACAAAUUUUGUCAUUCAGCAGUACCAGGAUCGCCUUGCUAAAGGAUCUCCCGACGCUCAUUGUACUGAUUAUCUGGACCACUUCAUCGAUCUGAAGAGCAAGCAUCCGGAUAUUGUUGACGACAACACCAUUGUGAUGUAUACGAUGUCGAAUGUAGUGGCAGGAAGUGAUACUACGGCAAGUGCUAUGUGCUCUGCUCUUUAUCAUGUCCUGAAGCACCCUGAGGUUCACGAGAAACUGUGUCAGGAGCUUAGAUCUGCUCAUCUCUCUCUACCCGCGCAAUGGAAAAAUGUCCAGGGUCUUCAGUACCUGGAUGCUGUAAUGCGCGAGGCGAUGCGGCUUACUCCGGGGUUACCUAUGUUGCUAGAGCGAGUCGUUCCUGAAGGAGGAUUUUAUCUUCCAGAUGGUCGAUUUGUGCCUGAAGGUACGAUUGUAGGUAUGAACUCCUGGGUGGUUAACCGCAACAACGCUGUUUUUGGUGACAAUACCGACUCUUUCAUUCCGGAGCGUUGGCUUCCUUCGGAACAUGAAUCGAAUGAACAAUACCAAGCCCGACUCUCUAAGAUGAAAGGCACCGACAUGACUUUUGGUGCUGGUCCACGAAUAAAACUCUCUAAGCAGGACCAUGAAUGGACCUUGAUCAAUUCAUGGUUCACGAGGCAACACGACAUACCGGUUAUAAUUCAAGAAAUAUCAUGA